This is a messenger RNA of Mercurialis annua (annual mercury), 790 nucleotides long. RefSeq names its product germin-like protein subfamily 1 member 20. The record is from RefSeq and is a predicted model, not a curated record. Gene Ontology annotation, molecular function: manganese ion binding. NCBI's taxonomy places the organism in Eukaryota, Viridiplantae, Streptophyta, Magnoliopsida, Malpighiales, Euphorbiaceae. Gene Ontology annotation, cellular component: cell wall. Bases 1 to 669 code for a protein of 222 amino acids. The transcript is spliced from 2 exons.
AUGAAAGGUUUUGUUGUAGCUUUACUCAUCUUUUCCUUAGCUUGCUCUUUUGCCUCUGCCUAUGACCCUGACCCUCUUCAGGAUAUCUGUGUGGCAAUAGAUGAUCCCUUAAAUGGAGUAUUUGUGAAUGGAAGGUUCUGUAAAAGCCCUAAUAUUACAGUAGCCGACGACUUUUUCUUUUCUGGACUCCACAUUCCAAGAAAUACAGAUAAUCGAAACGGAGUGAAUGCUACAGUCCUAAAUGUUGAUCAAAUACCGGGACUCAACACGCUCGGUAUCACUCUAACUCGUGUUGAUUAUGCACCAAACGGUGGCGUAAACCCUCCACACAUUCACCCACGAGCAACAGAGAUAACUGUCGUCAUCAAAGGAAUCCUUUAUGUUGGGUUCGUGACGACAACUCCUAGUCAGUUGUUCUGGAAAGUACUACACCGUGGUGAUGUUUUCGUGUUUCCGAAAAGUUUGAUUCACUUUCAAUUAAAUAUUGCAAAUACUAAUGCAGUCGCUAUUACCGCUUUGAAUAGCCAGAAUCCUGGUAUUAUAUUUAUUGCUGAUGCACUCUUUGGACCUACUGGUGGACCUAUAGAUCCUGAUGUUCUUGCUAAAGCAUUCCAGUUAGACAGGAGUGUAAUUGAACAACUUCAGAGUGUAUUUGGUGGCGCCCGUUAAUUUCAAGGAAGAAACGUAUUCAACGAACUAGAUCGAUCUAUAUAUACUCGAAUAAUGAAUCAACAUUCUCAUCAGCUUCAGUAUUAUGGUGUAUAAACAAUAAAUAUAUGUUUGCAAGGGC